GGAUCGGUUAGACUCACAAUGCGCUGUCUAGAUAAACAGCAGUAGUGCCUCCCUAGCCAAAUUAGCACGGCACUAUCUCUGCGAACAUGCUCGGAGUACGUUAUAAAGCUGCAGGAUCAAGAUAACUAUUAAUGGAGUUGGUACAGCGAGAUGAUAACAGUGAUGGUGGUGAGAGGAGAAGAGUUCAUUAAAACUCCGAGUCGCAAGGAGAUCUGCCGUGGUUGGACUUUCUUCUCUUCACUCAGGCUUAUUUACUGAAUACAGUUGUAUAGUAGGGUCAGUGCUUAUUCUGCAGUCGUGCUACAUGUGCAGUUUUUGCAUAGUAGUAGGUGCUGUUAUUGGCACUACGGUGGCAGGAAUAUCAGCGUCAUUUCAAUGCUAUCAUGCUCAGAUCUUCUGAGUUUGACAGGGAUUCUCACGUCCCUUGCUUUUGCUCAUCAUCAUCACCACUAUCAUCGACGACAGCGUUCUCCAACCGAGUCUGACUGUCCCACCCAUGCAACCUAUCCCGGGCCAGCUUCUGGGUCCGCUUAUCAUUGCAGCCCAUCUCCACCGCUUCGUGACCGCUCUGUCCUGCCAUCAUGGCUUGGGCUUGUGACGUCUGGUUCUCGCGGUAGUCAGCACGCAGGUGGGACCUUCAAAAGACAGUAGUUACGGUAUUUCCUUGCUGCACGACCGCUGGCCUAUUGGCAACAGAUCUACGAGACUUGUAUUGGUAUGUAUGCUUCCAUUUGGAAGUAGUGCUUAGCUUGAAUAUCAACAGUGCACGGAUAUUUUGCAUCAGC
Messenger RNA from Suillus fuscotomentosus, 785 nucleotides. RefSeq lists its product as uncharacterized. NCBI's taxonomy places the organism in Eukaryota, Fungi, Basidiomycota, Agaricomycetes, Boletales, Suillaceae. The transcript has a single exon. The record is from RefSeq and is a predicted model, not a curated record. Bases 376 to 651 code for a protein of 91 amino acids.